This is a messenger RNA of Oppiella nova, 2751 nucleotides long. The record is from the annotation of a GenBank genome assembly. Lineage: Eukaryota; Metazoa; Arthropoda; Arachnida; Sarcoptiformes; Oppiidae.
AUGGCCACAAGUACGAGCACCAAGGUGUUCGCUAUAACCAUGGCAUCACCAUCAGUGUCAAAAGCCGAUGAAAAUGUGCUGGCUAAGGUACAGGUGUUUUACUCGCCAUACAGUCAGAAAGCCAUUGAUUUCAUUAAGCUAAACAAGCAAGGUAGUGCUAAUGGACUGUAUGAGCUCAUGUUACCGGAGGUUGAUGGCGAAGUCCAGAACAAGAUUGAAGUGGAUUAUAUACCAUGGGGUAUGGCUAAAAGGGAUAGGGAUGUGGACACUGGCAAGUUUGUGUACACUUGUGAUGAUACCGAUUGUGUCGCCACUAGACUUCAUGCAUGUAUCGCCCGCAACCACGUGUCCCUAUACCACAACCACCAUGAGUUUUAUAUGAUACUGUGCACCACUGACCAGGAUACAUGGGCUACUGACCCGUUGGCACAGGUAGAGCAAUGUGUGAAUGAAGUGAAUGAUGAGGUGCCCGAUACCGAGACGGCUAAUGCACUAACAGCCUGUGCUGCCAAUGACAAUGUCGAGGGGAACGGCUAUUUGGAUGAGGUAUUGGCCGCCACCGAUGGACUCUACCCCGAGCUAAGCGCCGAGUCCGACCCACUAAUAUUAAUAAAUGGCGUACGCAAUGAUAAAGCACUGAUUAAUGUUAGAUACGAAGUGUGCAAAGCUAUAGCGAAAGAUCAAAGACCAACAUUAUGUGCCGAUGUGACAGAGGAUCCGGAUGUCCCCGUUGACAUAAGUGUGCCAACUGAUAAAGUUAAAGUGCAGGUGUAUUACUCGCCGUAUAGUCCGAAGUCAAUUGAUUUGAUUAAAUUGAAUGCCGAGGGAAAUGAUAAAGGAUUAUAUGAGUUGAUGUUACCCGAGGUGGACGGGGAGACCAAGUAUAACGUGGAAGUGGAUUAUAUACCAUGGGGUAGGGCUACCAGGGAUACGGAAACUGGUACUGGCAAGUUUACCUACACGUGCGCUGAGGGGGAUGACACUUGCAUAGCUACUAGACUUCACGCAUGUAUAGCUCGCAACCACGUGUCCCUAUACCACAACCACCACGAGUUUUAUAUGAUACUGUGCACCACUAACCAGGAUACAUGGACUACCGAUCCAUUAGCACAGGUAGCCCAAUGUGCCAGAGAUGUGAAUGACGAGGGUCCUGAUGAGGGCACGUCCGACGCCCUUAAAGCCUGUGCCGCCGUAGAUAACGCUGAGGGGAACGGCUACCUGAAUGAAGUGUUGGCAGCUACUGAUAUAUUAUAUCCCGGAAUUGAUGAAGAUAGCGAUCCAUUGGUGUUAAUCAAUGGUAAACGUAGUGCUAAUGCGUUGACUGAUUUGAAAAGUGCUGUUUGCAAUGCAUUCACUGAUGAAUCUAGACCACAAGCCUGUACCAAUACACCCGUCCCACCUGAUGAUAAACCGUUAGCUAGGGUGCAGGUGUUUUAUUCACCGUUUAGUCAGGCGGCCAUUGAUUUUAUUAAACUAAACAAGCAAGAUAAUCCCGAUGGCUUGUAUGAGCUCAUGCUACCAGAGAUCGAAGGGGAAGUCAAGAAUAAGAUUGAAGUGGAUUAUAUACCAUGGGGUAGGGCUACCAGGGAUAAGGGUGACACUGCUCGUGCCCCUAGCAACCACGUGCCCCUAUACCACAACCACCACGAGUUUUAUAUGAUACUGUGCACCACUGACCAGGACACAUGGAAAACCAAUCCACUGGCACAGGUAGUCCAAUGUGUGAAUGAAAUGAAUGAUGAGUUUCCCGAUGCCGAUACGGCUAAUGUACUGACAGCCUGUGCCGCUAAAGACAAUGUCGAGGGGAACGGCUAUUUAGAUGAGGUAUUAGCCGCCACUGAUGGACUCUAUCCAGAAAUUACUCCAGUGAAUGAUGAGGUGCCCGAUCCCGAUACGGCUAAUGCACUGACAGCCUGUGCCGCUAAAGACAAUGUCGAGGGGAACGGCUAUUUAGAUGAGGUAUUGGCCGCCACUGAUGGACUCUAUCCAGAAAUUACUCCAGAGAGUGAUCCACUUAUAUUAAUUAAUGGCGUUCGUAAUGAUAAAGCAUUGACUAAAAUUAGAUACGAAGUGUGCAAGGCAAUUCCGAAAGAAUUGAGACCAGCACCUUGCUCAGAUGUGACAGAGGAUCCGGAUGUGCCUGUUGACAUAAGUGUGCCAACUGAUAAAGUUAAAGUGCAGGUGUAUUACUCGCCGUAUAGUCCGAAGUCUAUUGAUUUGAUUAAAUUGAAUGCCGAGGGAAAUGAUAAAGGAUUAUAUGAGUUGAUGUUACCUGAGGUGGACGGGGAGACCAAGUAUAACGUGGAAGUGGAUUAUAUACCGUGGGGAAGGGCUACCAGGGAUACGGACACUGGUACUGGCAAGUUUACGUACACGUGCGCUGAGGGGGAUGAUACUUGUAUAGCAACUAGACUUCACGCAUGUAUCGCUCGAAACCACGUGUCCUUAUACCACAAUCACCACGAGUUUUAUAUGAUACUAUGCACUACUAACCAGGAUACAUGGACAACCGAUCCAUUAGCACAGGUGGCCCAAUGUGCCAGAGAUGUGAAUGACGAGGGUCCUGAUGAGGGCACGUCCGAUGCCCUUAAAGCAUGUGCCGCCAUAGAUAAUGCUGAAGGGAACGGCUACCUUAAUGAGGUGUUGGCAGCUACUGACAUAUUAUAUCCCGGAAUUGAUGAAGCAAGCGAUCCAUUGGUGUUAAUCAAUGGUAAACGUAGUGCUAAUGCGUUGACUGAUUUGAAAAGCGCU